ACCAUCGGUACACCCCGCAAAGUGGCAACCCAGCAGAGCCGGCGUGAAAUUUGCAACCGCGUUUCAACGAAAAGUGACUUAAGUUACAUAAAAGGCUACCAUUUGAAAAUAAAACAAAUACUAAAGUAAUAUUGCAUCGCCCCUAUAAGUGUGACUAAGUGCAGUUAAAGGACCCUCUGCCAAUUGACGCUUUAAUUGCAAAUUUGAGUAUUCUGCAUUGCGACCUGUGGUCGUUGUGUGUAUAACAAAAUGGCGUCCUCAAACAAAUCGGGGUCUGGCUGGCCGCGCCGUUCUAGCCAAGGCCAAGCAGAUGCCACCAGCAAUAAUGGAACGCAAAAAUAUGCACCGAAUCAAGCGUUGACCAUAAAUAGAACAAUUAAUCUCUAUCCCCUAACAAACUACACAUUCGGCACUAAAGAACCCCUCUUUGAAAAGGAUCCAUCCGUUCCGUCCCGCUUUCAACGCAUGCGUGAGGAAUUCGAUCGCAUUGGAAUGCGUCGCUCCGUCGAGGGCGUUCUGCUCGUGCACGAGCAUGGACUACCACACGUGCUGCUUCUUCAGUUGGGAACCACGUUUUUUAAGCUGCCAGGUGGUGAACUAAAUGCUGGCGAGGAUGAAGUGGAGGGUUUGAAACGCUUGCUCUCAGAGACGCUGGGUCGUCAGGAUGGCGUUAAGCAGGACUGGAUUGUCGAGGAUACCAUUGGCAAUUGGUGGCGACCUAACUUUGAGCCACCACAAUACCCCUACAUUCCACCACACAUAACUAAACCGAAGGAACACAAACGACUCUUUUUGGUGCAACUUCACGAAAAGGAUACGGACAGGAACGCCAGUUACGAUGUACCCUGAGCUGUUCCAAAUAGCGCCGUGUGUGUAUCGUGCGUUCAAUCGUGUAAUCAAUCACGCAACAACAAGCAUCGCGUUUUAAACGCUCUACUCUCAAGAGUGCAAUCCAUAGACCAACCAAACGAAACUCAAUCAAAAUGAGACAGAAUGAGACAGAUCGAAAGAAAGAAAGAUCGAAUAUUGAACGGCGCAAAAACUUCCUAUAAUAUACAUACAUAUGUCCUGUAUUCUGUAUAUUUGACUAUCUCUUAGUUCCUCGAUUCUAGUUCAAAUUGUACUAAAUAACUUCAUUGUUGUUGUAUGUAUUUACAUUUGCUCAGAGCUGUUGGCAUAUUUUGAUCGUUUGUUCAGUAGUUCGACUGUUUUGCUAUGCGCGCAAUUCCAAAUUGUAAUAACUUUGUAAAUAUGUCGACAGCUAUUCGUUAUAUUUCUUUUUUUUUCAUCGAGAUGUGUGAUGUUUGUUGUCUCGACCUAAGGCGACUGCAAUAUGAAUGAAAAUAUGUUGAAAGCGUUUAAGAGAUUAGGGCAGCAGAUCAUUUUGUAAUUACUGUCGGUCAUGUGCACAAAUUUUUCUGUAAUUUAUUCCCCUUAAAGAAACAAAAUUUGUGAGCAUGCAGGGCAGUCAGACAGGUAGGCAGGCAAUACAUAUGUAUAAGCACAGAAAUGUUUAUGUAAAAAACAAAAAACCAAUACGAAAGUAAAUGAAAAAUCUCUAGCUUCUUGGCUCGUUUCGAACUGUGCACUGAACUCGCAAUUUUAGUUCAGCGCACAAAAAUUCGCACACACUUACUACACACACACACACAACCACACACCAUGUAAUGUUUUUUCUCUAUAUAAAAAUUUAUGUUCAUAAUACUUAUCACAAUUAGUAGACUUCGUUUGAUAUGCAACAUCCAUAUGCCAUGAUAUUCCACUUGAAAUUCACAAAUAUACCUGUAUUUAGAUAAAUGAAUGUGAUUGUAAUUGAUUUUAUAGAGUUUGCAUAUCAAAACGAAUCCUAGUAAUUAGUCUAAACCAACCAAACAACCUGUGAGAGAACUGUGUAUGUAAAAUGAAAUGAUAAUGCAACAUUUGUAUAAUAUCUCGUACAAAUAUUUGAAGCGAAACGUUUUUUUGUAUAAAUUGUAUAACCAAUUGUAAUGCCAAUUAUAUAGUAUCUAUAUAUGCAAAUAA
Messenger RNA from Scaptodrosophila lebanonensis, 2022 nucleotides. RefSeq names its product cleavage and polyadenylation specificity factor subunit 5 (gene Cpsf5). Bases 250 to 849 code for a protein of 199 amino acids. Gene Ontology annotation, molecular function: mRNA binding. The record is from RefSeq and is a predicted model, not a curated record. Gene Ontology annotation, cellular component: mRNA cleavage factor complex. The transcript is spliced from 4 exons. Lineage: Eukaryota; Metazoa; Arthropoda; Insecta; Diptera; Drosophilidae.